This is a messenger RNA of Anopheles marshallii, 1962 nucleotides long. RefSeq names its product sodium-coupled monocarboxylate transporter 1-like. Gene Ontology annotation, cellular component: membrane. The record is from RefSeq and is a predicted model, not a curated record. Lineage: Eukaryota; Metazoa; Arthropoda; Insecta; Diptera; Culicidae. The transcript is spliced from 7 exons. The coding region runs from base 1 to 1962 and encodes 653 amino acids. Gene Ontology annotation, molecular function: symporter activity. Gene Ontology annotation, biological process: transmembrane transport; sodium ion transport.
AUGGCGUCCGGGAGAAGCACACUAGCCGAAAGUCUCCGUGAGCUGUACCAGUUCAGCGUGGUGGAUUACUGCAUGUUCGGUGCGAUGCUAAUCCUUUCGGCCAGCUGUGGAAUAUACUUUGGCUUCUUCAAAAGAAACAAAAGCGAAGAGGCGGAAACGCCCGAAAGCAGCAGCAGCGAUGAUGAAAGUGGGCAUCGUACGGUAGUGUCCGGUACGGGGAAGAAUAAGGCAAAGACCACCUUCGGAUCAUCGACCAUGGAUGAGUAUCUGCUGGGAUCACGGAAGUUGAAGGCAUUCCCAGUGGCAAUGAGCCUUGUGGCGGGAUACAUAUCGGGUGUGACGAUACUUGGAACUCCGGCCGAAAUCUACAACUUCGGUACACAAUAUUGGCUGAUCGUGAUACCGAUUCUGCUGAUGGGUGUCGCCGUCUGCACCGUCUAUCUGCCGGUGUUCUGCUCGCUUAAGCUGAAUUCUUCAUAUGAAUAUCUGGAGCUGAGGUUCAACUCGUACGUCCGGUCGAUAGCAUCGAUCAUGUUUGUCAUUGAUGAGCUUCUUUUCCUCCCGAUGAUCAUCUACGUACCGGCGUUAGCAUUCAAUCAAGUGACCGGCUUCAAUCUGUACGUGAUUGGCGCGAUCGUGUGCGUCGUUUGUAUAUUUUACACCCUUCUGGGAGGUAUUAAGGCUGUGGUAUUUACCGACGCGUGGCAGGUAGUGGUGAUGUUCAUCUCCGUCGUUGUCGUCGUCAUUAUCGGCACAAUCGCGAUCGGUGGUCCGGAUGUCAUAUGGGACCGGUCGGUGGAAGGCGGACGGAUAGAUUUUUUCAAUUUCAAUCCCUCCAUGUACGAGCGUCAAACAUUUUGGGCUGUGCUGAUCGGUGGCUUCUUUUACUGGACGUCAUUCAACUCCGUAAACCAAACGAUGGUUCAACGGUACAUGUCGCUACCAAAUUUGAAGAAAGCAAAGCUUUCCAUUGCGAUGUUUACGGUUGGAAUGGGCGUGUUUGUGUCCGUCUGUUGCUACGCUGGUUUGCUGCUGUAUGGCAAGUACUUCGAAUGUGACCCGGCCACGGUUGGCCUUGUGACGACGGACGAUCAACUGUUUCCCCACUACGUGAUGGAAUCGGUUGGAAAGUUGAAAGGCAUCCCGGGACUGUUUAUUGCUGGUGUAUUUGGAGCUGCACUUAGUUCACUUUCCGUUGUACUGAAUUCUACCUCAGCUGUCCUGCUAGAGGACAUUUUAAAAGGACUGUUUCGGGUUAAUCCCUCCCCGUUUGUGGCGAAUGUUUUCGUGCGCGGCAGUGUGGUUGUACUUGGACUAGCCGCUAUGGGAUGCUUGUUCAUCAUCGAGAAGCUGGGUGGUAUACUGAGUGUGGCUACCUCCCUGUCGGCGAUUGCAGCUGGGACGACGUGUGGAAUAUUCACACUGGGAAUGUUAAUUCCAUGGAGCAAUACGAAAGGCGCACUGUUCGGAGGUGUGUCGGGUGCGCUGCUGUCCGGUUGGGUUUCGCUUGGUAGUCAAUUUGCUGGUGCAGCGGGUGAGAUCGUACCACACAAGCUGCCCGUUUCGGUGAGCGGAUGUAUCGAGGAUUUGAUCACAAACGUUACCUUGGUAAAUCCGAUCUAUCCCGACGAAAGGGAUGUUUUUCCGCUGUAUCGGCUUUCCUACCACUGGAUUACUCCGAUCGGUGUACUGACGGUGCUAGUCGUUGGCACAGCCGUAUCGUUCAUCACGGGACCUCGGGAUUUGCGGCACAUCGACCCGGAACUCAUCUCACCCGUGAUCCAUCGAUUCUUGCCACAGGAAUCAUUCGGUAACUUCGGAACGGCAAGCAAGAACUCAACGGCGGGACCAGCGGUUUUCAGUGAAGAAAUGCAACCACACACAAAUUUGUCCCCAUCAACGGGUUCAGUCCCAUACGGUUCGACGGUGGAACGAAAUGGACAGGUAAUGAAAUCUCGAUGA